AGUGAUGUGCUGAAAUGUAUGUACGAACAUAUAUACACUUUGCGUAUUGAUAAAAUUUUGUAAAAUCUACUUGCUUAUAAGUUUUGGGGCCCCGAUGAGUAAGUAGCGGUGUAAAACGAUUAUCUCAGAGUGUUAAGCGAAGAGUCGGCCCACAGCAUAUUGACGAAAAUCGCGCAUGUUGUGAAAUUGAUUUGCGAUUUGACAUUGAAAACACAAAUGCAAUGGUGUGGUGGGCGUAAGGCAAAGGGCAAGGAUAAGCAGCAGCAGCAGCAGUAGCAGCAGAGGAAAACGGAAACGGUCGAUCGAAAGGACACCAAACAGACAGCAUGCCUUGUGAAAGCUGUGGCGUUGAAUUCACGGUAUUUCGCCGUAAGCGUAGCUGCUUUGACUGCAGGCGAUAUUAUUGCAACAACUGUUUGACAGUGACGACGGCGCGUCGCUGCCAACGCUGUGCAAUAUUUGCACAACGGCCGCUCCAACGCACGGAUUUAUUGAAACUGAAGCCAAAAGAUUUAAUAUUCUAUUUGCAAUCCAAACACAUUUCCACAGAGGGCUGCCUGGAAAAGGAGGAGCUGGUCGGUCUGGUGCUGACGCAUGUUGCACAGUCGGAUCGCGAUGCGAUGGGUCGACCGCCGAAUAAUAGUCCUGGACGUGGCCAAGCCAAUCCAAUGGAUAGUCUGAAGCAAACGUGCCAAAAUUUUUUCACCAAUUUGAGUGAUAAUAUCAGUGAUUCCCUGGCGUCCUUCGACAACAAGUCCAGCUCCGAAAAUAGUCGUGAGACCAGCCGCCAUGCAUCCCAUGACAAUGGCGGCCCAACGCCGCCCUCUCACAUAUUUGAGCAGCCGCGCGUAUCCACGCGGGAGAUACCCACAUACGCCAGUGCUGUCAAUGGAACGACGGCGACACCAACACGAACACCGACUGUGGCCAGAGGCAACUCCACGGAGGCGGCGCACGUGCAUGUCAGUCCAUCGACUUCAUCGACGCGUACAACAACAUCGCCCACAGCGACACAGGAUCGCAGAUCCGCUGUGGAAGCUGUUCGGUUAUCGUCUAAUGAUGAUGAUCCUGACAAUUCCGAAUGCGAGUGCUCGGAUGAGGAGAUAAUCAACACAUUUAGUGAACGCACAUCGCUCAAAAACACGGAGAACAGUGCUGGACAGUCCAGCCUCAUCAGGCCAACCCUGGAUGCAAGCUCAGCGGGUCUGGGCUCGGCGACGACAACAACAACAACUGCAGCAACUGCAAAUAGCACCAGUCCAGGCUACUCGAAGCAGGGUUCGCUUAGCUCCAAAGUGGACGCUUGCGGUGCAGACGCCUCCUCGCAGUCCAGUUUCGAAGAGCUGGGCGCUAUUGGCGGCAUCUCUGAUGAGAGCAAAGGGGCAACCGAUACCAACAGCAGCAACUUGGAUCAGUGGCAAUUGCUGGAACAAACAGCACCAAGUGGUAGUCAAAAACAGUUGCAGGCAACGCCAACGCAGUCGGGAAAUACCGAAGAGGAGAUCUUAGAAGUGACGCUGCAAAAUGAGCCCGGUGAGAUGCCAAACAUUGAGCAGCGCACAGUCACCGUGCCGCCGCGAACCAAGAAGGUAACGCGACGACGCUCCGACGGUUACCUGAAUCGUCGUCACCAUUCCAGCGAUGAUGAAUCACCUGUGGCUGCCAGCGGCUUGGCCCUGAGCACUCUACGUGAACAACCCGAGCCGGAAACUAUGCGCGCCAGCUGUCACCGCUGUGGCAAAAACAAAACAAAUAUACGGCGACAUGUGGAGAAGAUGCGACGCCACUUGGAGAACUCGCAAAUGUCCGAGGAGGACAUCAAGCGAGAACUGCAAGAGUUUCUCACCUACCUGGAGCAGCGCACCAAAUCCUUGGAUUGCUCCGAGGCAGACAGCCAUGCCGUCUCGCCGCUGAGCGGUGCCGAGACAGGCAGUUUGGCAGCCGGGGGUGCUGCUGGUCUGCCCAUAACACCGACCAUUGAGUUCUCGCCCACGCAGGAUGACAAUGAGACACGUUGGGACGAUGACGAGGGCAUCCAUGUGUAUGCCUCGCCAUUGGGCUUUGAGCCGCCCAACUGCUUGGAUUCACGCUUCUUAAACCUGGAAGACAUUGAGGACCUAAAAGACUUGGAGAACUUAACGGUGAAACAGUUAAAAGAAGUUUUAAUGUUGCACCGUGUUGACUACAAAGGCUGCUGUGAGAAACAGGAGCUGCUCGAUCGCGUGAGCAGAUUAUGGAAAACAAUGCGCACAGCGCCUGCUGUUGAGAAACUUGCCACGGAUGAGCUGUGUAAAAUAUGCAUGGAUGCGCCAAUUGAGUGCGUAUUUCUGGAAUGCGGCCACAUGGCCACGUGCACCAAUUGUGGAAAGGUGCUAAACGAGUGCCCGAUUUGUCGACAAUAUAUUGUACGAGUUGUAAGAUUCUUUAGGGCGUAAUUAUAAAUGGCAGCCCAUAGCUUUGCUUAUAUGUUUUAAGUAUAUACACUAUAACGUUUAAUGGAUCCUGGUAGGAUUGGCCACGAGCAAUAACUGCAGGUCAAGUGAUUGCUGCUCUGUACACGUACAUAAUGACAGUAUGUACAACUACAUGCACAGAAUGUACAAAUAUUUAAACCUUCGUUAAUGGGGCAACAUUAUGUAUAUUGAAUGCUCAAUAAUUGCAGGUAAAUCAUUAUUGUUUCCUUAUAGCUCUAUGAAGGCCAUUACAAUUGUUUUAAGUAUUCUCCAAGUAUGUUGUAAAUGGGAAAAAUACAACUUCUAAAGUGUGUAUUAAAUGCGGCUUAUUUAAUUUGUGAGUUAGUUUGGUAUUACUAUUUUUUACCAUUUCCUUGUUGCUUAUGUGUGUAUGUGGACCGAGUAGUAAUCUUAGCUAAGAUAACAUUCCUAAAAAUUGUAAAUUAUGGAAUCUAAUAUAUAACACUGUUGUAAAAACUCGUAUAGAUACGCAUUUACAUCAAUAAAGUCAAACAUUUUAAUUUGA
This is a messenger RNA of Drosophila grimshawi, 2979 nucleotides long. RefSeq lists its product as uncharacterized. The record is from RefSeq and is a predicted model, not a curated record. NCBI's taxonomy places the organism in Eukaryota, Metazoa, Arthropoda, Insecta, Diptera, Drosophilidae. Gene Ontology annotation, molecular function: ubiquitin protein ligase activity. Gene Ontology annotation, biological process: proteasome-mediated ubiquitin-dependent protein catabolic process; protein K48-linked ubiquitination; negative regulation of extrinsic apoptotic signaling pathway via death domain receptors. Gene Ontology annotation, cellular component: cytoplasm; plasma membrane. The coding region runs from base 327 to 2435 and encodes 702 amino acids. The transcript is spliced from 5 exons.